GGGACCACUACAAGGUUCAUGGCAAGGAGCCAAACCAUUAAUACAAAGAGUUUCACCACUCUUACUCAAAACGAAGGCCGAUUUCAAGAAAUGUUCGAACCGAGGCUGGUUGCCCUCGGCCCUUUGCAUCACGGUAAACCCGAGUUCAUGUGCUCCGAGCAGGCCAAGCUUAAAUUUGCUGCUCGCUUCGCGCAUGUUAACGGGUAUACUGAUGAUCAAGAACUGUUCUACAGAGUCAGGGCAGAGAUAGGUGAUUUGAGGAAGUGUUAUAACCCGGAGGACAUUGCUGCUUAUGACGAUGAAAGGCUAGCUUGGAUGUUGUUUGUAGACGGUUGUGCCGUGUUGUGUGCGGUACGUUACGUUGUGGAAGGUAAGUUUGAUGAGUUGAAUACAAAAGCAGAUCUUUUGGUAUUUGCACAAGUUGAUUUGUUUUUGCUAGAAAACCAACUUCCUUACAAGCUGCUUAAGAUAUUGAUUGGCUCAGCCAAAGAUCCCAAAAUAUGGGAACAAUCAAUCACAGAGUUUAUAGCUCAGAACCUUAUGACAAACAUAGAGCAGGAGAGCAAACAUGUAGAUGAUAAUAAAGAUUAUGCGCAUCUUUUGGAGCGGUUUCGUGACCAAAUCCUGACUGGGGAUGAAAUGAAGAGAGACAGUAGCGUGAUGGGUCGGAAGCUGUUGUCUUGGGGAGGCAGCGGCAAACAUAGGAGAACGUUUCGAGGGCUAAAGGAACUUAAAGAAUCGGGGAUACACGUGAAGCCGAGCACGACGAACAACCUCAAGAACAUCUCCUUUUAUUGCAACUACUUGGGGAAACUGAUGAUCCCGCGCUUGUUGGUGGACGAUUCGAUGGCUUCCAAGUUCUUGAACUUGAUAGCUUUAGAGAUGUGUCCGGAUUUCAAGAAUAAGUUCGAGGUCACAUCGUACUUAUGUUUCAUGGACUCUCUUAUUGGUUCAGCAGAUGAUGUUAAGGAGCUGCGAGUUAGUGGCGUGCAGCAUAAUUAUUUGGGGAGUGACGAAGAAGUGGCUGAGCUUUUUAAUAAAAUGAGCAGGGAUUUGGUGCCGGACCAAAAAAGGUACUUUAAGGUUACAGAGGACAUUCAUAAGUACCGUACUAAUCCAUGGACGGCUGCCUUGGCUAAAGCUUAUUACACCCAUUUUAGUAGGCCAUGGACUUUCCUUGCAUUUAUGGGUGCCAUUAUGGGGCUUCUUUUCUCUGCUAUUCAGGCUUAUUUCUCGUUACCACAGAACAAGAGUUCUCCUUGAAACCAGUCUUACAAAGUGUGCUUUCAAUCCUCUGUUUUUGUUUCUGUAAUAUUCUAUUUUUAUUAAUAGCAUACUAUAUCCUGUCUUGUCUCCA
Gossypium raimondii (Peruvian cotton) is the source of this 1357-nucleotide messenger RNA. Its product is annotated as UPF0481 protein At3g47200. The transcript has a single exon. The record is from RefSeq and is a predicted model, not a curated record. NCBI's taxonomy places the organism in Eukaryota, Viridiplantae, Streptophyta, Magnoliopsida, Malvales, Malvaceae. Bases 19 to 1263 code for a protein of 414 amino acids.